AUGAAGGAGAUGCCUGGGUAUGCAAAAAUGAUGAAGGACUUGAUGUCCCGAAAAUUCGAUUUCCAAGACUUGUCCAUAGUGACUCUUACUCAGACAUGCAGUGCUGUGGUGACUAGACCAGUUGCUGAGAAGCUGUCUGACCUAGGGAAUUUCACAAUUCCCUGCACCAUUGGUAACUUUGUUUUUGCUAAAGCACCUUUUGAUUUGGGGGCUAGCAUAAAUCUUAUGCCACUGGCGAUCUAUAAGAGGUUGGGGAUUGGAAGAUCUAGACCCACUUCUAUGUUAUUGCAACUGGCUGACAGGACCGUAAAAAAACCCUCUGGUAUCUUGGAUGAUGUGUUGAUUCAGCCACGGGGAGAGCUCUCAUUGAUUGUGAAACUGGGAGCUGAAGAUGAGGUUGAACGAUGA
Messenger RNA from Nicotiana tabacum (common tobacco), 408 nucleotides. Lineage: Eukaryota; Viridiplantae; Streptophyta; Magnoliopsida; Solanales; Solanaceae. The record is from RefSeq and is a predicted model, not a curated record.